Messenger RNA from Doryrhamphus excisus (bluestripe pipefish), 1071 nucleotides. NCBI's taxonomy places the organism in Eukaryota, Metazoa, Chordata, Actinopteri, Syngnathiformes, Syngnathidae. The record is from RefSeq and is a predicted model, not a curated record.
AUGUCCCCGACCGGGGCUGAAGAUGUCGGCGAAGAAGGCGGAGGAGAAAGAGAGUUGAAAAGCCGACUCGGUCAAACGUUCUCCCUGACGGAGAUGGCGGAGGAGGUCGAGCUGUGCUUCCCGCUGCUCGCCAACACCUCCUGCAGGAGGACUCCGCGUCCUCGCUCGGUCGUCGUCGGGGCGACUCUGCUGCUGUCGGUCAUGUCUCUGCUCACCGUCAUUCUCAACCUGCUGCUUAUUAUUUCAAUCUGUCACUUUAGGCGUCUUCAGACCACCACCAACCUUCUGCUGCUUUCUCUGGCCAGCUCGGACUUCUUCGUGGGGUUCUUCAUGUUGUCUCAGAUCUUCCUGCUGGACGGUUGCUGGUUGUUCGGGGACCUGAUGUGCGCUUUGUUGUACCUUCUGGAUCACAUGAUCACGUCUGCUUCCAUCGGGAGCAUGGUGCUCAUAUCAGUGGAGCGCUACGUGGCGGUCUGCGACCCUCUUCGUUACCAGGUCAGGGUCACCAAGAGAAGAGUGGGGGUCUCCAUCGUUCUGUGCUGGUCGCUUUCGUCCGUUUUCAACGUAGCGUGUUCGAUCGAUACUCUGCAGCGGCCGGGUAGCGCCAUUUCCUGCGUCGGCGAGUGUCUGGUCAUCGUCAGUCCCGCCGCAGGACUAGCGGACUUGUUUUUGUCCUUCGUGGGCCCGAUUUUCGUUAUCGUGGUGCUGAACAUGAGAGUGUUUGUGGUCGCCGCGUUUCAGGCGCGCGCCGAACGCUCCCGCGUGGCGGUUGUCACGGCACGGCCCUCGCACGGCCCCAAGAGCUCGGAGCUGAGGGCGGCCAGGACGCUGGGCGUGGUGGUGGUUGUGUUUGUGGCGUGCAUCAUGCCCUACUUCUGCGUGGUCAUCUCCGGCCAGGACGUCACGCUCAACGCGUCGUCGGCCGCCGUUAUUAUCUGCUUGUUCUACUCCAACUCCUGCCUCAACCCGCUCAUCUACGCUAUCUUCUACCCCUGGUUCAGGAGGUCCAUCAAGCUCGUUGUGACGCUUCGGAUUGUGCAGCCGGACUCCAGCAGGACCGACUUGCUGUAG